CUGCUGUAUGGCUGUCAAUAAGACUUUCACCCUAGGCUCAAGCCUGUCUCCCACCUGGGGGGACACGCCUGUGCAACCAGGCUUUUCUGCUUUGUUUUCUGGAGAUAAGGUCUCACUAUGUAGUACUGGCUGGACUUGAACUCAUCACCCUUAAAAGUACCCUUUCACUGGCCUCAGCUUUUCUUCUCUAUAGUAGAUCCUGGUUAUUGAAUGCAAUCAAUCAUCUUUUACAGAGUUCAUACUUGCUAAGUCACCCACUCACUAAAUGUGGUGAUUUCAUAGCCAUUUGUGGGCACUAUGCAGGGUACAAACUUGGGAUCGCCAUCAUGUAUGUUUGUUUUUUCAUGGUCUGUUUAGUGCCUUUUUCAUUUUUGUGCUCUUUGUGGUCAUUUGGCUGUUUAAGGUGACCUUAAACACAGUACCCACUGCCCCCAGCUGAUCUUUGAUGACAGUGAGUGUCCAGCAUCUUUGAAACUUGAGCAUACACAACUGGGCUAUAAAACAUCUUCAAAAACCUAUAAUUUCUAGAUGUGAGAAGGCUCUGACAAGUGCCAUGGGGAUCUGUGAUUAGUGCUAGCAGGUCCAGAUGGUGAAUUUUAAAAUAAAUUUAACAAGAUUGAUUCCACAGGUUCAAUAGGAACAGUCUGGGGAUGGAUAGGAUGAAUAGGGCCGGCAGACACAAGGAAGAGGAGGGCUGGGGACUGCAGUCACAUUGGUGUAGCUAGUUGGUGCCAUCACCAUUGUCUCUGUGUCCUUACUGCAGGAUCAGGUUGUGGGGAGAGAUGUAGUGACUUCACUGGCAGGCAGUGAACUGCUGAAGCAUUGCUCCUGAAGACCGUGCAAGUCGCACAGCCUAGAUGUAAGCACAGAGGUGGAGAUCUGUGUUUAUCUCAACGGCUCAGAAGCUCACAAUGAGGGCAAGAUCUUUAUAAACUGUGUAAGGAUCAUUAAACUUUUUAGAGAGGUCAAAAUGAGCGCUUUAGGACUUUCUGCACAAGUAUUUGUGAACAUGUUUUCAGGGAGUUUGUGUGUUUUCAAGGAGGCUUUGUGUGGUUAUGUGUACACAUGCACACACAUGUGUUCAUGUUUUUGUGCAGGUGUCCAUAUGUGUGCAUGUUUGUGGAGGCCAGAAGUCAACUUUGGGUAUCAUCUUCAGGUGCUGUACACCUUGUUUUUUUGAAUCAAUGUCUCUCCCUGGGACCAAGGGCUCACUAAUUAAGAUAGUCUGGUUAGCCAGUGGGUGCUAGGGAUUUGACUGUCUCUGCCCACCCCCAGCACUGGGAUUACAAGCAUGUACCACCAUGCUUGGCUUUUGAUAUGGGUGCUGGGCUUUGAGCUUAGGUCCUCAUGCUUGUGCAGAAAGCAUUUCACCAACAGAACCAUCCUCCCAGCUAUAGUGAAUAGCUUUUUAAUAAAGACACUUGCUUGGCUGCUUAACAGAAGUUUUCUUUCUUGGGCUAAAAGUAGCUGCUUCUAUUAUAUCCUAAAGUGCCUGGCUUUCCUGGUAGAGACAUACAAGAACAGCCACAGGCUUGGAAUGUCCCAGGAGGGUAAGAAUAGCCACAGGGAGAGAUGACUUUUGCAUCUGGGCCCCACAGUUGUCAGGAGUGCCUGUUUUUCAUUGGCAAGUGGCUUAGGGUUGCCUCAACGUGGAGACAGGAAACCUCAUCUCUGAGGCCUGGGAUUACAUCUUUCUUUCCACAGUUUGGCACUCACCUUGACUUCUGAUAUAGCCGAAAUGUACUGAUUUUAAACCUCCUUGGAGAACACAGGCCUUUAGGCCCUCAAGCAACCCCAGGCCUGUGGCUUUCUUCAACCAUGGAGAACUUGGACUUGUUGGGGUUCCUCAUCGUCACCUUAAGCUGCAACAUGACCAUUGUGGGCAUGCUCUGGCUGGUCGUGGCGGUCCUGCUGAGGAUGCUGGUGGUCGUCUUGGCAGGGUCCCCCAUCUACCAGGACGAGCAGGAGCGGUUUGUUUGCAACACCCUGCAACCAGGAUGCGCCAACAUGUGCUACGACCUCUUCUCCCCGGUGUCUCCCCUGAGGUUCUGGCUGCUGCAGAGCCUGGCGCUGCUCCUCCCGUCUGCGGUCUUCUGUGCCUAUGCCCUGCACCUGGGAGCGCGGCUGGUGGCGGGAGGAGCCCGCGGGCCGCGCGUGCCGGACCUGUCGACCGCCUACCGGGCGCAUCUGCUGCUGCGCACGCUGCUGGAGGCGGGGCUCGCCGCCCUGCACUACCUGCUCUUCGGCUUCUCGGUCCCUACUCGUGUGUCCUGCUCCCGAGCGCCGUGCUCGGGCGCCGUGGACUGUUACGUGUCGCGGCCCACGGAGAAGACCCUCCUGAUGCUGUUCGUCUGGGCCGUGAGCGCGCUGUCCUUCCUGCUCAGCGUGGCCGACCUGCUCUGCAGCCUGAGGACCCGGACCCGGGGGACCGAGCCGGGGGCCAGGAGUGCGGCCCGGCCAGACUGCCAAGUCCCCGCGCCUCCCUCUGGCCUCUUGCAGGACCCCGAGGCCUGUCACAGCCAGGGUCAGGUGGACCAGGAGGGCAGGCAGGAGCAGAGCGUGCCCAUGGUCCCAGGUGCAUGGACCACAAGUCAGGGUGGCCACAGCCCGGGUGGUCAAGCCAGUGCGUUAAGGCGCGUGGAGCUGCCAGACGGAGAUGAUAGUGAGGCCAUGUCCUCAGCUGGUGAUGGGUUGGUGGUGGCUCACACAGAGCGCGAGUUCAGAUCCUACGGAGCGGUUGCCCAAGACCCGGGUAGCAAGAGCUCUGCUAGGUCGGGUGAGCUGCCCUCCGCCUCCCAAAGCCACCUAGCUGGGCACUGUUUAGCCAGUCAGCCUCGGGCCCCUGGCAGGCUGGCCACUUCCGGCAGCGCUCCCCAUCUGAGAACCAAGAAGUCUGAGUGGGUCUGA
This is a messenger RNA of Nannospalax galili (Upper Galilee mountains blind mole rat), 2907 nucleotides long. It is a transcript of the gene Gjd4, whose product is annotated as gap junction protein delta 4. The record is from RefSeq and is a predicted model, not a curated record. Gene Ontology annotation, biological process: cell communication. Lineage: Eukaryota; Metazoa; Chordata; Mammalia; Rodentia; Spalacidae. Bases 1819 to 2907 code for a protein of 362 amino acids. The transcript has 2 exons. Gene Ontology annotation, cellular component: connexin complex.